AUGGCCGUAGCCUUAUUUUUGAUAGUAUUUUUGUUGGGCGGGCUUGCAGUUAGACUGGCCACACUUGAUAUGGUUUUUCGGUCAAUCAGUAAUCUAUCGUUUAUAAGAUUUGCAUUUGAGUCCACAAUGAUAAUCAUCUAUGGUAUGGAUCGCUGCGAUGUUAACUUUGAGGGAAAGAUAUUGAUUUUGGAUCAGUUUGAAAUCAAUGAUAAUAAGAUCUGGACAAAUAUGUAUUGGCUUAUAGCAAUUGCUUGGAUUGACCUAAGCUAUGGUAAGAAAGACUGGUUUAGUAAACAUUCAAAAGUUAUAUUAAACUCUUUGAACGGACGUAUCAAUUAUCAUACAUUGACGGCACUGAUGGGUCCGUCAGGUGCGGGAAAGUCGACACUAUUGAAGUGUAUUAAUAUGCGUCAAACAUCGGGUAUAACAUGCGAUUCAAAAAUAUAUGUUAAUCAAUGUACGGAUUUUAAGACUUGUUUUAUAAUGCAAUCAUCUGAUGAACACUUGUGGUUGGGUUUGACUGUAAGAGAAUCGCUGUUAUUUGCAUCAAAAAUCAAGAACUAUAAGAUCAAGUAUUGGGAGGAAAGUUAUAAUAUGAGCACAGAUUUUAUUUGUGAUAGUAGUGAAUACCAGAGCUCUAAGUUUCGAGAUAUUGAAUGCCAAACGGAUGACUAUUGGGAUAGAGAUAAACAUAUUGAUCACAAUCUAAAUGUUAACAAAAUUAUUGGGGAACUCCUACUGGAAGACUGUGCCGACACACUUGUCCUCUCGUGCAGUGGCGGCGAACAGAAACGACUGACCAUAGGCUUGGAGUUGGUUCAGCAAAGUAAGCCUAAUCUGAUGUGUAUUGAUGAGCCUACCACUGGUUUAGACAGUAAUACAUCAGAAAUGAUAAUCCAAUGCUUGAAACAGCUAUCAGUGCGGCACCGGAUGGCAAUCGUUACAUCCAUACAUCAGCCAAACUCAAUCAUACUAUCAAUGUUUGAUCAGUUAUAUGUGUUGGCCAAAGGUGGCUACUGUGUCUAUAUGGGUCAGCCCAGUCAUCUGCGUUCACAUUUGUCACUUUGCAACAUCAAGUGCACUGACGAUGUGUUGCCCAUUGAAUUGUUGCUGAAAAUUGCGGCCUUAAACGGUAACGACACCAAACGGUCGGCCGUAAAAAAUGGUAAUACUUCAGGAGGACGACGUAUUUCACGAAUAGACCAAUUGGCAACUAUUGCCGACAAACAACGUGUCGACAUUUUGAAUGAAUGUAUAGAAAAGUGUCAGAUAGUGACCAACACUGGAAUAGGUUUACGAAAACAGUACUUCAAUUUAAGACAUUUUUAUUAUCUCACUUUAAGAACAUUACAUUGUUUUUACCAUCACGAUUGGCUCAUAAGUCUAUUAAUGUUUGUAUUUCUAAUAUUUAUAUCACUAUUUAUGGUCUAUCUGUUCGGUCGGGUCGGCGCCGAUGACGGCUGUCUGGAUGUUAGCCAACAAAUAGACACAUUGCUAGCAAUCAAUAUAUCGGUCAUACCGUUGAAAGAAGCCAAACGUUUUAUGACCGACCAUUCAAUGAUUAUGCAAAAUGUCAAACUACUAUAUUUCAUAUUAAUCUGUAUGGCCUUUAUAUCUAUCUCCUGUUCCGUACUAUACUUUCCGCGUGAUGUACGCGUAUUUAUCAACGAACACCGUAAUCGUUGGUAUUCGGCCGGUGUUUACUACUGGUCCCGAUUAGUCAUAGACACACCUAUACUGAUUGCUAUGGCUGUCGCUUACUCUACAGUUAUAUUUUAUACGACCGGACAGUUGUACGAGUGGUAUCGUUACGAGUAUUUUACAAUUACCCUGGUAGCCUGUAUGAUAAUAACGCACAACUGUGGUAUGUUUAUUGGUACAGUAUUUUCCCAUAAUUUUCAAUUGGCCAGUACGGCCGCCAUAACUCUGCUAAUCAUGUGUUUUCUGUUGGGCGGCUUUCCCGUCAAACUGUCCACUCUUGACGUCGUAAUGAAAUGGUUAAGUCAUCUGUCGUUUAUUAGGCAUACCUUUGAAUGUCUACUAUUGACGACCUAUGGGUUCAACCGAUGCCAUGAUAGUCAACUGUCCGUCAUAUUGAAUGAGUUUAAUUUAAACGAUGAUAUUAAGAUAAGCACCAAAUUAGCAAAUAUCAUGACAGUAGCCGAGUCUUUAGGUGGUGUGGGUUGUGGUAUCGGUAUUGGACAGUGGGUGCGAUCUUUUUGA
This is a messenger RNA of Oppia nitens, 2223 nucleotides long. RefSeq names its product ATP-binding cassette sub-family G member 1-like. Gene Ontology annotation, cellular component: plasma membrane. NCBI's taxonomy places the organism in Eukaryota, Metazoa, Arthropoda, Arachnida, Sarcoptiformes, Oppiidae. Gene Ontology annotation, molecular function: ATP hydrolysis activity; ABC-type transporter activity; ATP binding. Bases 1 to 2223 code for a protein of 740 amino acids. The transcript is spliced from 7 exons. The record is from RefSeq and is a predicted model, not a curated record.